AUGGCUGCAUGGAGCUGUCUGGUGACGGGAGCUGGGGGGUUUCUAGGCCAGAAGAUCAUCAGCUUCUUGAUGGAGGAGAAGGACCUGCAAGAGAUCAGGGCCCUGGACAAAAACUUCAGACCAGACACCAGAGAAGAAUUUUCUAAGCUGCAGACAAAGGCUAAGGUGACAGUGCUGGAAGGGGACAUUCUGGAUGCCCAGUGUCUGAGGAGAGCCUGCCAGGGAGUCUCAGUCGUCAUCCACACCGCUGCUCUGAUUGAUGUCAAUGGUAUCAAUCCCAGACAGACCAUCAUGGACAUCAACCUCACAGGUACCCAGCUCCUGUUGGAAGCCUGUGUCCACGCAAGUGUACCCAUCUUCAUCUAUACCAGCACAGUGGAGACAGCGUUGCCCAACAACUACAAUGAGAUCAUCCACAAUGCCCAGGAGGAAGAGAAUCAUGAAUGCAUAUCGACUGACCCAUACCCACACAGCAAAAAGUUGGCUGAGAAGGCUGUGCUGGCAGCCAACGGGUGCACCCUUAAAAACGGUGGCACUUUGCAUACUUGCUCCUUGAGGCCUAUGUACAUCUAUGGGGAGGGAAACAAAUUCCUUCUUCCCAUUGUGAUGACAGCCCUUAGAACCAAUGGUGUGCUUAGAAAAACAGGCCCAUUGUCUCUGGUCAACCCCGUCUAUGUGGGCAACGUGGCCUGGGCCCACAUUCUGGCCUGCAGAGGCCUGAGGGACCCCAAGAAGGCACCAAACAUCCAAGGGCAGUUCUACUACAUCUCAGAUGACACACCUCACCAAAGCUAUGAUGACUUAAAUUACAUAAUGUGCAAAGAAUGGGGCUUCUGCCUUGAUCCUAAGCCCACCCCUCCUCUCUUCCUGCUGUACUGGCUGGCUUUCCUGCUGGAAGCAGUGAGCUUCCUGCUGCGUCCUAUCUACGAGUACCGACCCUCCUUUACCCGACACUUAGUGGUACUCACAAACAGCGUGUACACCUUCUCCUACAAGAAAGCACAGCGAGAUCUUGGGUAUGAGCCACGCUUCAGCUGGGAGGAAGCCAAGCAGAAAACCACCGAGUGGAUCGGCUCGCUCGUGAAGCUGCACAAGGGGACGCUGAAGUCAAAAGCUCAGUGAGGUGACAGAUGGGGAGCUGAGUGUU
Dipodomys ordii (Ord's kangaroo rat) is the source of this 1147-nucleotide messenger RNA. RefSeq names its product 3 beta-hydroxysteroid dehydrogenase/Delta 5-->4-isomerase type 4-like. The coding region runs from base 1 to 1122 and encodes 373 amino acids. NCBI's taxonomy places the organism in Eukaryota, Metazoa, Chordata, Mammalia, Rodentia, Heteromyidae. Gene Ontology annotation, biological process: steroid biosynthetic process. The record is from RefSeq and is a predicted model, not a curated record. Gene Ontology annotation, molecular function: 3-beta-hydroxy-Delta5-steroid dehydrogenase (NAD+) activity. The transcript is spliced from 3 exons.